Molecule: messenger RNA, 1107 nt
Organism: Actinia tenebrosa (Australian red waratah sea anemone)
Lineage: Eukaryota; Metazoa; Cnidaria; Anthozoa; Actiniaria; Actiniidae
Product: centrosomal protein of 290 kDa
Source: RefSeq, a predicted model, not a curated record
AUUUUUUUGACGAACAAAACUUCGAUUUGAUGAAGAUUUUUACAUGGAUUAAUUGCUCUAAAUUCCAUGUAAAAUGCAAAUAUAAUGCUCGAUGGGACGCCAAAUAUACACAGCUGUUUACAGCUUUCUUCUGAAAAUGAACGGAUCAAAGCUAAAUACAAAAAGCUUCAAAGGAAGAAUACAUUGCUUGAGAAGGAAUUGAACCACUUAAAAGGCCAGCUUACGAACGAGUGGUCCACAAAGAGCCGAGCUCCGACCAGAAGUGUUCAUGUUCAAACUGACCGCAAGUUGAUUAGCAAGCAGUAUGUCCGACCUGCUACAACACAGGCAUUGACCAAGCAGCCACAGGAUGAAGGAAUCGAAAAAUCCGAAAAGUUGCUGGCCAUGCAUACCAACCUGUUGAAGAGAUACCAGAAAGAACUCAAAACAAAUACCGCACAAGUUGAGCAAAUAGCUUCACUCACGCUUGAGAAUAUUGAGCUGAAACAAAAGCUGGAAGAGACUUUCAACAAGUUGAGAGAACAAGAAAAGGAGAAUGAAACACUGCAGCUAAGAAUGAAGAAUAUAACAGUUAAAGACAGGGUUACUCCAUCUAAAAGAGAUUUACUUGCAGACCUUGAAAAGGUGACCAAAGAAAGAAACAGUUUACUGCAGGAGAGAAAAAAGUUCAAAGGUUCCUUCAUKUUUCUACUCCAGGGAUUUUUUGAAGAAAUAGAAGAUUUAAAAUAUGCUCUACAGCAAUCUGCAAAACUUAAUUCUGCUUAUGAAGCAGCUCUAAGAAGACUGUGUACUCAGUUUGGUGUCCCAUUACCAUCUGUAACUGGUUCUGGGAAAAAGAGACACAGAAAAAGACAGCAACAGCGGGAAUUCAAAUGAAACUUGAUAAUGUACAAUGCUAUGCAACAAGUAAGAAAUAUCUGACCAGGUUGUCUGUCUUCUGCAAUACAUAGACUAAAACAACUGUCAUUUUAUCAGCGCAUCUUGAAUUCUGACUGGUCUCAUUGUUCAAUAAUUCUAGUUCUGUCACAGGUAGCCCAAGCUUGGUUUCUUUGGCGUUCUGUUAUAAGGAAAUGUAUGGGGAUUCAUCAAAAAUGUCAAUAAAAUCAU